AUGGCAGCGGAGGAGGCUGCGGAGGCCUCGCUGGCGCGGCUGUCCCCCGAGCGGAGGCAGCCGGAGCGGGAGGACGACGAUGAGGAGAACCCCGAAGGCGGCGGCGAGACAGCAGCGCUCAAUGGUGUGGUUGUCCCUGGAAAAGAGAAAAGCAACAACCUGGAUGUGAAAGUUACUGAGUCAGAAUUGGAAACUGAAGGAAAAGGAACAGAGGAAGAAUCCACAAGGGAAUCUGAUAGCAACAUUUUGGAUGUAUCAUCUGAUUAUCCAAGAGAGAAACAUAUUUCAAUCCAAAGACAUCUUGCUGAUCUAGAGAAACUAGCUGACCUGAAAGAAGGUGAGUUUACCAUGGCAGUAUCUGAGACCACAGAUCUUCAUGUUACAGAUGAAAAGAAGCCUUGUCCGUUGUGUCCUGAGGAGAAAUUCAAAGCUUGCUAUAGUCAUAAACUCCAUCGUCACCUUCAGAAUUUGCACUGGAAAGUUUCUGUUGCAUUUGAAGGGUACAGAAUGUGCAUCUGUCACUUACCUUGUCAUCCAGUAAAACCAAACCUCAUUGGAGACCAGACAUUUUCAAAGAUGGGAGCCCAUUACCAUUGUAUCAUCUGUUCAGCAACUAUCACACGAAGAACUGACAUGAUAGGUCAUAUUAAUCGUCAUGUGAAUAAAGGAGAAACUGAAUCAAGGUUUAUUACAAUUCCUGCUCCCAAGUCUUCUCAUGAAGUGCUGAAAGAGUCGGCCACAGAUGUUCAGGUUCUUCCCAACUACUCCACACCUCAGAAAACAGAUUCCUAUUUUAAUCCUAAAAUGAAACUCAACAGGCAAUUGAUAUUCUGCGCACUAGCUGUUCUAGCUGAGGAACGUAAACCGAUAGAAUGUUUGGAUGCUUUCGGUGCCACUGGUAUAAUGGGAUUACAAUGGGCAAAGCAUCUCAGAAGUUCUGUGAAGGUUACAAUUAAUGAUUGUAAUGAAAAUUCUGUGACAAUGAUUCAGGAAAACUGCCAUUUAAACAAAAUGAAGGUGAAACUGCACACUAAGGAACAAGACUAUGAUGAAGCUAUGGGAGAUGGAGGAGAAAAUAGUGACACCAUUGAGGUGACAAAAAUGGAUGCCAAUGUUAUAAUGCAUUUGAGAUCAUUUGAUUUUAUCCAUUUGGAUCCCUUCGGAACUUCUGUGAAUUAUCUGGAUUCUGCCUUUAGAAAUGUGAGAAAUCUUGGAAUUGUGUCACUCACGUCCACAGACAUCAGUUCUCUGUAUGCAAAGGCUCAACACGUUGCCCUGCGUCAUUACGGAUGUAAUAUUGUCAGAACUGAGUACUACAAGGAACUGGCAGCCAGAAUAGUAAUUGCUGCUGUGACAAGAGCUGCAGCUCGCUGUAACAAAGGCAUUGAAGUUUUACUUGCAGUAGCUCUAGAACAUUUUGUUCUAGUAGUGGUCAGAGUUUUAAGGGGGCCAUCCCCUGCGGAUGAUUCAGCAAAGAAAAUAAGAUACCUCAUCCAUUGCCAAUGGUGCGAAGAGAGAAUUUUUCAGAAAGAGGGUAAUAUGGUAGAAGAAAACCCUUAUCAGCAGCUCCCUUGUGAUUGUCAUGGCAGUAUGCCUGGGAAGACAGCAGUAGUUCUUGGUCCACUCUGGUCAGGAGCCCUCUUUAACACUGGAUUCCUCAGAAGAAUGCUGUUUGAGGCUGUCCAGUAUGGUUUGGAUGAAGCUCAGCCACUUUUGAAGACGUUAGUUUGUGAAGCAGACUGUACAACUUUAAAACAUUUUUCUAUCCAUAGUCUUUAUGAUGAGAACAAACAAGAAGAGUGUGGCGUAUAUAUUAAAACACCAAAUACUACUGCAGAAUCCUGCUUGGUACAUGGAAAAAGAAAAAGCGAUGAAGUGAUUCGAAAUGCAGCCAAGCGACAAAAAUCUGAGAACAGUGCUGAGCAUCCUGCAUUUUACUACAAUAUCCACAGACACAGUAUUAAAGGAAUGAACAUGCCAAAGUUAAAUAAGUUCUUAAACUAUCUUUCUGAAGCUGGAUACAGAGUAAGCAGAACCCACUUUGAUCCUAUGGGAGUUCGCACGAAUGCGCCCUUGGCACAGUUUAAGACUAUUCUUAUGAAGUACAGCACUCCCACAUACCUUGGGGGGCAGGCAGAAGGCCCUGUCCAUCUUCCUGAAGAUGUCAAGGCAGGAGAACAGGUUCAGGCUGCUGCAGACAGCAAGGCAGAAGAUGCCGAGUUUCUGGAAGACGAUAAAUCUGGAGUUGCUCCCGCCAUGUUCACAAAAGACUACCCUACUCACUGUGGAGCUGAUUAA
Haliaeetus leucocephalus (bald eagle) is the source of this 2298-nucleotide messenger RNA. RefSeq names its product tRNA methyltransferase 1 homolog (S. cerevisiae)-like (gene TRMT1L). The transcript is spliced from 16 exons. Gene Ontology annotation, molecular function: RNA binding. Gene Ontology annotation, biological process: tRNA N2-guanine methylation. The record is from RefSeq and is a predicted model, not a curated record. The coding region runs from base 1 to 2298 and encodes 765 amino acids. Gene Ontology annotation, cellular component: nucleus. Lineage: Eukaryota; Metazoa; Chordata; Aves; Accipitriformes; Accipitridae.